Alligator sinensis (Chinese alligator) is the source of this 568-nucleotide messenger RNA. Its product is annotated as tripartite motif-containing protein 10-like. The record is from RefSeq and is a predicted model, not a curated record. The transcript has 4 exons. Bases 116 to 553 code for a protein of 145 amino acids. Lineage: Eukaryota; Metazoa; Chordata; Crocodylia; Alligatoridae.
ACAUUUUUUCCCCUUUGUUAAGCAACAAAUUCAGACCCACCUGCAGACUCUGAAGGGAGAGCGAGAGAAGCUCACAGAGUUUCAAGUGCGUGAAGAAAGGGAAAGCCAGGAGUGGAUGGAAGGGACAGAAGCUGACAAGCAGGAGAUGGUGUCUGGAUUUCAGCAACUGCACCAGUUCUUGCAACAGCAAGACCACCACCUGCUGGCACACCUGGAACAGCUGCAGGAGGAAAUUAGAAAGAAGAAAACUGAAACAUUCAUCCAUCUCUCUGAGGAGAUUUCCCAUUUCACUGACCUGAUCACUGAGGUGGAGGGGAAGUGCCAGCAGCCAGUGAGUGAGCUGCUGCAGGAUUUCAGAAGCACUUUGACCAGGUGCGAGAAGGCAAAGUUGCAACAGUUGGUGGGUGUUUCUCCUGAGCUGGAAAAGAGAGUUGUCAAUUCCUACCAGAUCAAUAAAGCUCUGAAAGAGACUCUGAAGACUUUUAAAGGUACAGAGGAAGGGGAAGGGAGGCAUGUUUCUGUAACUGCGGGAGAAGAGGAGUUUAGCUACUAACUACCAAUUAGCUAC